This is a messenger RNA of Funneliformis geosporum, 2994 nucleotides long. Lineage: Eukaryota; Fungi; Glomeromycota; Glomeromycetes; Glomerales; Glomeraceae. The record is from the annotation of a GenBank genome assembly.
AUGCCUAAUAUGAAUGGAUAUGAGCUGCUGAGAAAUAUUAGAAAUCAUCGUGCAACUCAAUCAAUUCCUGUUAUACUUUUAUCUGCCAAGGCCGAAGAAGGAGAUAACAUUAAAGGUUUAGACAAAGGAGCGAGUGAUUAUUUAACUAAACCCUUUAGUGCACGGGAGCUUAUAGCGAGAGUUCGUGUAAACAUUAAACUUUCUUAUCUGCGUCAACAACUUUAUCUACAUCAAUGUCAUCAGGCUGAGACAAAACAACUUUUAUUUUCCAUCUCAAAUAAAAUUCAUUCCGGAUAUGAUUUAAAAGAGACCCUUGCAUCGGCUGUUGAAGAGAUACAUAAUAUAUUACCAUCCGAUAGAUUAUUUGUAGUAGCCAAUGAACAAUUUGAAGGGGGUGAUGAUGUCAUUGUGGCAUUUUCAGCUAAAGAUAAAAAUGAAACUAAUUUGGAAGGACAUACAGUAAAGUAUACCUCGGAGCAAAUUAAAAAACAAAGUGAUCCAAAACUUUCAGGAAAAAUUGUUGAUAUUGGAAAAAAAGGAGUAUUAUGCAGUUCUUGUGGUGGAAACAAGUUGGAAGACCAUUUUUCAAUUGCUAAUAAAACUUUAUCAGAAAUAGAAAAUGAAAAUAAGUUUAUUAAACCUGAAUCACAAAUAGCCUCGAUUGAGAAUAUGGUACAACAUUCCGAUCAUAAGGAUUUGGAAAUUGCCAUAAUACCAAAAUUCUAUUCAGUCAUCGUACAAAAUCAUGUAUCAUUAUUGGCAGUGGCUAUAAUAGUAAAUAAUUCUAUUUGGGGAUGGAUCAAAGCACAUCGACUACCAAAUCAUAAUUGGUUAGAUUGGGAAAAAGAAUUUUUACAACAAAUUUCGAAUCAAAUAAGUUUGGCUAUUACACAUUCCAAAUUAUCAGAAGAAAAAUUGAAAAAGGAUGCACAAAUGGAAGCCGCUAAAGCUGCGAAUGAAGCAAAAGGUCAAAUUUUGGCUAACACUAGUCACGGGGCAAUUAUUGGGGUGUUAUCGGCACUUGAAGAGACCCCGCUGACAGAAGAUCAAAAGGAUAUGAUCGACAUAAUGUCACGUGCAUCUGACGUGGUACUCUCUGUAGUUAAUGAUAUUCUAGACGCGGCAAAAUUGGAAGCACAAAAGAUUAAAUUAAUGAAUCGAGCGUUUAAUCUGUUUGAUUUGGUAGAAAAAACACUUGAAUUAUUUGGUGAAAGAGCUGGUACUAAACAAAUUGAAUUGAUAUUGGAUUGUGAACCAAAUAAAUUACCCAAAUUUGUGAUAACUGAUCCGGAAAGAUUUCAGCAAGUAUUGGUGAAUCUGUUAUCUAAUUCGAUAAAAUUCACUGAUAACGGACAAGUCAUACUUAAAAUCUCAAUUUCUUCAUGUGGUGAUGUGAUUGAAGAGUCAUCUGGAGCAAAAGGACAUGAAUUUAAGGGCAAAUCCAAGUUACUCGUUGAAAUAAGUGAUACCGGUAUUGGAAUCGAACCAGCAUUUAUAAAAGUUAUCUUUGAUAGUUUUUCACAAGGUGAUGCGUCCAUGACACGAAGACACGAUGGUACAGGACUUGGUUUGUCGAUAUGUAAACAUUUGGUGUCAAUUAAUGGGGGAGAAUUAAGGGUACAAAGUGAACUUGGAAAAGGAAGUAAAUUCUGGUUUACGUGGAACAUUGAACCUUUAGCGAUGUCGGUCACACAAACAACCUCAAUACCUCAAAUUUCACAACCAUUAACUUCAUCGGAAGAACCAACAACUUUAACAUUUCCUUCAAUGAUACGAUCCAAACGGGUUCUAAUUAUAGAUCCUGUUGAAAAUGCGAGAAAUUCUUUGGUGAAAUUGAUUCGUGCUAGUAUAGAUGUAGUUGAUGCUUUUGAUAGUUGUGAAGAAGGAAUUAAUAAAGCAAGACAAUUAAAAGCAGAACAAAAUGGAUCACCAUAUGAUUUAGUUUUCUUAAAUGUAUAUUUAGAAACUGCAGAAAUAGUUAAGAGAGCCGCGCUACAAUUAAGAUUAAUUUGUGGUCAAGGUUUAUCUAUAGCCUUUUUGGUAUUUUGGAGUGUCAAAGGAAGGGCCUUAGGAAAGGUUCUUAUUAAUCAAAUAGGAGGACAUGCAGCUGCGCUAUGUAAGCCUGUAAUGCAAAAAAAAUUAUUUGACUGUUUGUAUAAUAAUAGUUUAUUUAAACAAACUGAUACUUCCGACACAUCAGAAUAUUAUAUGAGGGAAUAUAAUGCUAUUAGAUCUUUAGUUGAUAUUCGAACUGACAAGUUUUAUUAUAAUAAUAGACCUACAUCAUCUAUAAAUGAAAAAGUUCAAAUGACCAUUGAGGGUGUAGAGGACGAUCUUCGAUCACGCAGGGAAGAUAUAAAUGCGAUGAUUAUUGAUCAAGAUUGUGUUAGUAAAGAUCAAAAGGUUAAUGUAAUUGAACAAGUUUCUAAUAAAACUUCAACUGGCAAAGCAGCAAAUGUUGUUAUUGGUGUCAAAAGAAAUGUCAGCGAAAAAAAUGAUAAUAACCCACGUGCUCAGAAAUCCAGGUCAAGAACCAUGCCUAAAUCAAAGUGUAUUUUAUGCGUGGAAGAUAAUCCGAUAAAUCUAAAGGUGAUUAAACAUCAAUUAUCUAAACUUGGAUAUCCUACUUUAUCUGCCACAAAUGGACAAGAAGCCAUAAAUUUAGUAGAGGCUGAAUAUGCGAAUUUACCUUCGGAUCAUAAUUCUAGUUCUCUAGAUGGUAAUCUGAAUAAUUCAUCUGACACCUCUUCAAGAAUUUCUUUAAUUUUAAUGGAUUGUGCCAUGCCAAUAUUGUCAGGUUUUGAUGCAUCGAUAUCUAUUAGACAGAUGCAACCUCCAGCUUCUAACAUACCUAUAAUAGCAUUGACUGCUUCAGCAGUACAAGGAACUCGUGAUAAAUGUCUCGAAAGUGGGAUGAAUGAUUUUCUAACAAAACCACUUAGGAUUCCUGAAUUAAAAGAGAUGUUAAAUAAGUGGCUUGGAGAUGACGAAUAA